AUGGUCAACUCCUGUUGUGGUUCUGUCUGCUCUGAGGAGGGCUGUGGCCAAGGCUGCUGCCGCCCCAGCUGCUGUGUGUCCAGCUGUUGCAGACCCAGCUGCUGCCGCCCCAGCUGCUGCCGCCCUAGCUGCUGCCGCCCCAGCUGCUGUGUGUCUAGCUGCUGCCGCCCCAGCUGCUGUGUGUCUAGCUGCUGCCGCCCCAGCUGCUGCCGCCCCAGCUGCUGUGUGUCCAGCUGCUGCAGGCCCAGCUGCUGCCGUCCCAGCUGCUGCCGCCCCAGCUGCUGCAUCUCCAGCUGCUGCCAGCCCUCCUGUGGUAGUUCCAGCUGCUGCAGUCCUUGCUGCCAGCCCUGCUGCCGCCCCUGCUGCCGCCCCUGCUGCUGUGUGCGUCCAGUCUGUGGUCAGGUCUGCUGCCAGAGUACUUGCUACCGCCCCACCUGUGUCAUCUCCACCUGUCCCCGCCCCAUGUGCUGUGCCACCCCUUGCUGCUGCUGA
Messenger RNA from Myodes glareolus (Bank vole), 492 nucleotides. Lineage: Eukaryota; Metazoa; Chordata; Mammalia; Rodentia; Cricetidae. The record is from RefSeq and is a predicted model, not a curated record.